This is a messenger RNA of Solanum verrucosum, 2867 nucleotides long. RefSeq names its product dynamin-related protein 3B-like. The transcript is spliced from 20 exons. Lineage: Eukaryota; Viridiplantae; Streptophyta; Magnoliopsida; Solanales; Solanaceae. The record is from RefSeq and is a predicted model, not a curated record. Gene Ontology annotation, molecular function: GTPase activity; microtubule binding; GTP binding. Bases 226 to 2718 code for a protein of 830 amino acids. Gene Ontology annotation, cellular component: cytoplasm; membrane; microtubule.
ACACCUUUCAGACAUGAUAACAACAUACUCUGAGGUUCAAUUUGGGGAAAACAAGUAACGAUUCUGGCUUUGUUUCUUGGGCAGUAAGACAGAUUUUUCGCCUUUUUUCUACGCAAUCCAUGAGACCUUUCCUCAAUCAAACCUCAACAAUCCACUUCUAGGGUUUUACUAUCGUCAAUCUCUGGUGAUCUAGUAGAGUAUUCAACUCUAAAUCAAGAAUUUAACAUGGCGGAAGAAACAUCACCGUCAAACUCUCCCGAUGCGGUGGCAUCAGCGGCGGCGGCGUCAUUGGGUCAUUCAGUAAUUCCUAUAGUGAACAAGCUACAAGAUAUAUUCGCACAGCUAGGAAGUCAAUCCACCAUUGAGCUGCCGCAGGUUGCUGUUGUAGGGAGUCAAAGUAGUGGCAAAUCAAGUGUUCUUGAGGCGCUUGUAGGUCGUGAUUUCUUGCCUAGAGGGUCUGAUAUAUGUACUAGGCGACCUCUUGUUCUACAGCUCCUUCAAACAAAGCGUAAUCCUGAUGGUACUGAUGAGGAAUGGGGAGAGUUCUUGCACCUUCCUGGGAAGCGUUUCUUUGAUUUUAAUGAAAUUCGUUGGGAGAUUCAGGCGGAGACAGCAAGGGAAGCAGGAGGAAAUAAAGGAGUCUCAGACAAGCAGAUACGGUUGAAAAUUUUCUCACCAAAUGUUCUUGAUAUUACUCUAGUGGAUUUGCCUGGCAUAACAAAGGUGCCUGUUGGUGAUCAACCUUCUGAUAUUGAAGCUCGGAUCAGAACUAUGAUCAUGUCGUAUAUUAAGCUCCCAAGCUGCUUAAUAUUGGCUGUAACACCAGCCAAUUCAGACUUAGCCAACUCAGAUGCUCUUCAGAUUGCUGGGAAUGCUGAUCCUGAUGGUUAUCGAACUAUUGGAGUCAUCACAAAGUUGGACAUCAUGGAUAGGGGUACUGAUGCUCGUAACUUUUUACUUGGAAAAGUGAUUCCCCUUCGCCUUGGUUAUGUUGGUAUAGUGAAUCGUAAUCAGGAGGAUAUUAUGAUGAACCGGAGUAUUAAGGAUGCACUUGUAGCUGAGGAGAAGUUCUUCCGCAGCCGUCCUGUAUAUAGUGAUCUUGCUGAUCGCUGUGGUGUACCUCAAUUGGCUAAAAAGUUGAACCAGAUUUUGGUGCAGCACAUCAAAAAACUCCUUCCAGGAUUGAAAUCACGCAUUAGUGCUGGACUUGUGUCUGUCGCAAAGGAGCAUGCUAGCUAUGGGGAGAUCACCGAGUCAAAGGCUGGUAUGGGUGCUCUCCUUCUGAACAUUCUUUCCAAGUACAGUGAAGCAUUCUCUUCAAUGAUAGAAGGCAAAAAUGAAGAAAUGUCAACUUCUGAGCUGUCUGGUGGAGCAAGGAUUCAUUACAUUUUUCAGAACAUAUUUGUGAAGAGUUUGGAGGAAGUUGAUCCCUGUGAAGAUUUGACCGAUGAUGACAUCCGAACUGCCAUUCAAAAUGCAACCGGUGCCAAAUCUGCAUUAUUUGUGCCAGAGGUCCCAUUUGAAGUUCUCAUUCGAAGGCAAAUAGCACGUUUAAUGGACCCGAGUUUUCAAUGUGCACGAUUUAUAUAUGAUGAGCUGGUUAAAAUGAGCCAUCGUUGUAUGGUCAAUGAGAUGCAACGUUUUCCAAUUUUGAGAAAGCGCAUGGAUGAGGUUAUUGGAAAUUUUUUGCGUGAAGGACUGGGACCUUCAGAAGUAAUGAUUGGACACCUUAUUGAGAUGGAGAUGGAUUACAUAAAUACUUCACAUCCAAAUUUUAUUGGUGGGACUAAAGCUCAUGAGAUGGCAUUACAACAGGUCAAGUCCUCUAGGAUUGCUGCACCUAAUCCGAGGCAGAAAGAUGGCGUAGAUUUAGAAAAAGCACCAACCUCUGAAAGAAGUCUGAAAUCACGUGCUAUACUUGCCAGAUCAGUUGGUGGUUUUGUCCCUGAUCAGGUUGUUCGGCCUGCUCCAGAAGUUGAGAAAACUACAGCAUCAGGAUCAAAUGUUGGUUCAAGUUGGGGAAUAUCAUCAAUAUUUGGUGGCUCGGACAAUCGUGCAUCUGUAAAAGACAAUUUCAUUAACAAGCCAUUCAGUGAUACUGCACUGAGCAUGGAUCAUGCUUUCUCAAUGAUCCACUUGAGAGAGCCCCCAAGUGUCUUGAGGCCUUCAGAAACUCAUUCAGAUCAGGAGACUAUUGAAAUUGCCAUUACAAAACUGUUAUUGCGGUCAUACUAUGACGUUGUCAGGAAGAAUAUUGAAGACUCAGUACCUAAAGCAAUCAUGCAUUUUCUGGUAAAUCACACCAAAAGAGAUCUUCACAAUGUGUUCAUCAAGAAACUCUACAGAGAAAACCUCCUCGAAGAAAUGUUGCAAGAACCUGAUGAGAUAGCCAUGAAGAGAAAGCGUACACGUGAGACACUUCGUGUUCUUCAGCAAGCUUUCAAGACAUUGGAGGAGUUACCGCUUGAUGCUGAGACAGUUGAAAGGGGUUAUAGCUUGGGUACUGAUCCGACAGGCCUUCCAAAGAUUCACGGGCUUCCAACAUCAUCAAUGUACACUACAAGCAGUGGCUCUACUGAUUCAUACACCGGUUCUCCUAAGAACUCUAGAUUGCGCAAUGCAUCCCAUUCUGGUGAGCUACAGUUACCAAUGUAUGGCGGUGCAGUUUCAAAUGGUAGUGGGCAUAAUGUUGGUAUUUUUCCAACAGUAGGUGUAUAGGAGACUCAAUAGAUGCAGGGGUUGACCAUUCAUGAGUGAAUUUAUUUGCUCUCUCCACCAUCAUCGCAAACCCUGUCUCUGGUGCAGUGGAGUGCUACUAUUCUUUGUCAUGGGAGGUGUUUUGCUAAGCUGAUCACUAUUCGCUUUUA